This is a messenger RNA of Peronospora matthiolae, 1923 nucleotides long. Lineage: Eukaryota; Oomycota; Peronosporomycetes; Peronosporales; Peronosporaceae. The record is from the annotation of a GenBank genome assembly.
AUGGCCUGCACGAGUCCAGAUCAGAGGGAUAUCUCUACAUCGCCAACCACAACCAGUAGCAGUUCUCAAAGCCAUCGACAUUCCUCGAGCACGGACCCAUGGGGCGCAUUUAAAACGAUUGCGACGGGACUCGACUUGGAACUUGACCGGGAAAGUCAAUUGACUACCGACGUGGCUGCGAACGACGACUGUCGUUGCAUUGCGAGUUCCAAUCUCUGCAAAAAUGCUGCAGUUGGAGCUCGGUCGACGGUCGAUGACAACUUCCAUCACCAACACAUCGAUCUUGUAGCUGAAAGUGACGGGGGCGCGACUGCAAGAGAACAGCUGGUGGAGGACAAACUGGCGCGAGUCCUGGCAGACCUGGCGAGCGAGCAACACAACGUCUGCUUGGCUGCUAAUGCGGGCAACGCCUUGCUGGAAGAACUUGCUGCUGCACGGAAGGAGCUUGACAGUGUGCAGGAUAUCCUGGAAGCUGUGCAGCUGGAGCGGGACGAGGUGGUGCGAGAGACACAGCGAGUAUACGAUCGAAAUGUCGCUCUGGAGACGGCGUUGCAGCGCUACAAUGUACCAUGUGAGUCUUGGAACCUGACAGGAGCACAGAACGUACGAAACCCUGAGCAACAGAUGCAGCAGCAACCGCCUUCACUCACCUCAUGUAGAAGUGGUGCCACAGCGGUCUCAUGUGAACAAUGCGCGACUCGAAGAGCUAGUAUGCUGCAACUUGAACAGCGCGUUGACGAAGUCAAUCGACGGUGCUUGCAGUCGGAACUUGCUUGCGAACGGGAGCAGCUUCGUCGGCGACAGCUCGAAGAAGAGGUCACACAACUGCAACAGCAAAACAGUCAACAGAGUCUCGAGCUCCUACGUGCACAGACAGAGCGUGAGUUCUUGACAGCGCAGUUAGAACAGCAAUCAAAAGAGCUCGAAGGAAUACAAGCUGGACGACAUACACUGCGCCGCACCCUGCGGCGGUUGGAAGCCGAAAACGUCGAGCUGCAAGCGAACAUGUCGGCUCGAGACGACUGCAUUCAGAAGCUGGAUCUGUGCAAAGCUCGCGCAACGACUCAGCUGCAGGUAGCGGAGAACCGCACAGCGAGCGCGCAAGCCGAGACAGAGCGUGUCACCAAGACAUUUGAGCAGUUCCAGAGGCAGCUCAUGCAGGCACUCGAGCAACAGCGCGAACGGGAAAGUAGCUCCGGUGGCGUUGGCAAUCGUGUUGACGUGGGAGAGCUCUGUGAGAGUGAAAUCAUGGAGCAGCUACUGCAGGAUGCCACACGGGAGGUUGCAGCCUUGCGUCUGAAGAAUCGGGUCCUCCGUCACCAGCAUUCGUCUGGAGGUAGUCCCACCGAGAGUCGAGCGCGAGUCGGAAGACACAAAACGUUGAGUAUGGACGAUCUGGACAGCUUCACAUUGACUGCUGCCAAUGUGUUAGCCCUUGACAACCGCCCGAUAUCACAUGCUGCCGAGUCAGAGGAUGAGCAUCGCGUUGUAAUGACUCACGAGAAACAGCUCGGCAUCGGAUCGAAUGGAGACUCGGGGUAUCCAACUAGGGCGCCGUCGCUAGUGAGCAGAUCUUCCGAGCCCUCGAGUCCAAGCGAUACCAAUAACAACUGCAGCAGCUUCAAUGCGCACGCGAGGGACCCCGAGGAAGCUGGCCGCCUGGUAACAGACAGCGACAACGCAUCUGUGCGGAACCGUAGACCGUCAGUCAAAGAGUUGAGUCGGGCGAUUAUUGAGUUGCCGCCCAGUUCCCCGCUGUACUUCAGUCUAUCGUUCAUCGCAUGUGCUACCGCAGCCACUGCCGCGAGUCUCCUCGUCCAUCGGACGAGCACAUCCUUUUCCGCUCCGAGACACACUACUCGGACGUGCUCUUCUGCGACUGUCACGGAGACAAACGACACCAGCACCAGUCGUGUAUCCUGA